AUGAACACAUCAUAUACAUUUGAUAAUGAAACAUUUACAAUAGCAACAACAAUUCGAACUACUAAAAAGUAUUAUGUUGCAAAUCCAUUUGAUUCAUGGUAUAUUGGUGGUCUUCUAUUUAUGGUGACUGUUAUUUUAGUGCUACUUUAUGCAAACUUUUAUCAUGAAAAUUCUUUUCAAAUUUUAUGGGCUCGAUUAUUAAUAAAACUUCGUUUAAUACAACCAUCGUCAUUAACGAGACCUUCUUCACAUGCUGUAAUCAAUGGAGUUCUCCUUUGA
Rotaria sp. Silwood2 is the source of this 279-nucleotide messenger RNA. The record is from the annotation of a GenBank genome assembly. NCBI's taxonomy places the organism in Eukaryota, Metazoa, Rotifera, Eurotatoria, Philodinida, Philodinidae.